GAAGGACCCCACGCUGCGGCCGGCCGCCGCCCAGGCCCUGGAGCACCCGUGGCUCGCCGCCGCCGGCGGGCCCCCGCCGCCGCGCCGCAGCUCGCCUCCGCGGGCGCGCCGCGGCUCCUUCGGCCCGAAGCUGGCGCCGCGUGGCGACGGCCCCGGCAGCCCACCGCCGCCGACCAACCUGGCCGUGUACGCCGACGACGGCCCGGCGGGCGCCUGCCAGGCGCUCGACUGGUCCAGCGACGAGGAGGCCAUCGUCGAGGGCAGCUCGCCGUGCGCGCGCGAGGACGCCGAGGACGGCAAGGGCCAGGCCGACGCGACGCCGUCGACGCAGGCGGUGCCCUGGUCCUCGCCCUCCGCCGCGCCCGACUCGGACGGCGGCUCGCCGCCGCCGUGGGCGCCGCAGGACGACGAGGAGCCCGCAGACCAGGGCUGGAGGCCAGGCGCGGGAUGCCAGGCCCAUCCGGUGCUGGACCCACUGUGAGCGGGCGCGGUCGCGGGGGGAGCGGGGAGAGGAGGGUGGCGGCUUGGUCUUAGAGGUCCAGUUGCGCUGCCGCGCGGAGCCGCCCUCGCGCUGGAGAACGGGGCGCCCGCGGCAGGGAUGAGGGCCUGAGGGGAGGCAGACCCGGUGCGGGACGCCCCUCGGCCCACUGCUGCAGCUUUUCGGUUUCCAGCCUCGCUGGGCCGGGUCCGCGCUGAGCCAGGUCA
Molecule: messenger RNA, 705 nt
Organism: Prorocentrum cordatum
Lineage: Eukaryota; Dinophyceae; Prorocentrales; Prorocentraceae
Source: the annotation of a GenBank genome assembly